AUGAAAACGCUUAACAAGGUGUCGCUCAGAAACCAAACCCGCAAAGCCGUCGUUAAGCAAACGGAUGAGUGUAUCUCCCCGUCUGUCCUGGGGACUGGCUGUUCAUCGGAGAACAUGAAAAUAGGCAAAAAGUCUCUGCUUCCUUUUAUGGCAUUUACAUCGAGAAAACGACAACAGAUGGCCGAGACCGAGCCCCCCGACGGCGCGGGCAGUGGCUUCCCGCUGCUCAAAGUGGCCAUCCUGCUCCUGUUCAGCUACGUCCUCCUGCGCUGUCGCCACGCUGUGCGGCAGCGCUUCCUUCCUGUCUCUGCCCGCCUGGUGGGCCACUCCGGCUUCUCCCACAGACACCUCUCAGAGCCCGGCCUUGGCAUCUUGUUGGAGAGUUACUACGAACACGAGGUGCGCCUGUCGCCUCACGUGCUGGGCCACAGCAAGGCGCACGUGAGCCGGAUCGUGGGCGAGCUGGUGCGGGCUGGCCGAAUCCGGGGGUCCCCAGGCCCCAUCUCCGGGGGAGCGUUGGCUUUGGCCUUCCGCGGGGACUUCAUCCAGGUGGGCAGCGCCUACGAGCAGCACAAGAUCCGCCGGCCGGACAGCUUCGACGUGCUGGUGCCCCUGCGCCUGCCGCCGCUGGUGGCGCUGGAGCCUCGGAGCCUGGGCACUGAACCUGCUCUGGCCCCCGCGUUCCACAGCUGCUUCGUGUGUGCUCUCAAGGCACCUCCCUCGCCGUCGGGAACCUCGGGGGGCCACUGGCUCCGGAACUGCAAACCCUUCGCAGACAGCUUCUGCGUGGAUGUCCGUGGCCAGCGCCACCUCUCUGCCGCUUUGGUGCUGCGCUGGUUCCAGUCUCACCUGCAGCGCUCCCUGGCCACCGUGCGCUACAAACUGGAAGAGUGCUGUCGGGUCAGCCUGUCCCCUGGCGGCCUGGAGCAGCCUCCUACCCUACACAUCCUACCCUGCCGCACGGAUUAUGGCUGCUGCCGCCUUUCCAUGGCAGUGCGGCUCAUCCCUGCAGUCCAUCUCGGGGACAGUGUCUUCCUCGUGGCGCCACCCCCGCCACCCUCGCCAGUCGGGCCUCUCUCGGAGCUCCCAGGAGGCCUGCGCUCCGAGGCACUGUGGGGUGUGAACACAGCUCGACAGGAGCAGAAGCUACUCGGCUGGCUUCAGGAACGGGCCGCUUCAGGUGCCUGCUACCUCAAGUGCCUCCAGUUGCUGAAAGCUCUGCGAGAUCUGGGCGCCCGCGGGCUGGAUCCGACGGCUGCCGCUCAGUGGGGACACAUACUAUCCUCAUACGUGCUCAAGACGGUGGUGCUGACAGUGUCUCUUCGCGAGGGGACUUCAGGGCCAGGCUGGGAGGAGGCACACCUGAGCGAAUGCUUGGAGGAGCUGGUGCAGUUCCUCAAGGCCUGCCUGCUGGGGCGCCAGACGCUCUUCCACUGCGUCUUGGGCCCCGAUGGGGCAGCCGCUGAAGUGGGCCCUCUGCCCAAGGUACUUCGAGAAGCUGCCCCGGUGGACCUCCUGGCCGCUUUCGACCUGCACGCCAGGGAGCUAGCAGCGGCGAGAUUGCUGUCCACUUGGAGAAGGCUGCCUCAGCUUCUCCGGGCCUUCGGUGGCCCUCGAUAUCUUGCCAGGUGCCCCUCACCCUGGAGUCAGCGCUCUCAGGGCUUCCCUGAACAGGAACCAUAGACACUGAGAGGCCCCUCCUCUGCCUGAACGCUCCUAGAGCCUUUCCCACGGGUGGGGGCGGGGUAUUGAGGGAGGGGUUAAACGUUCAGAUGGCUGAGGGAAUCGUUGGACAGCGUGGCUUAACUGUCACGCCCUGGCUCCACAGCCCAGUGUAGUUACUGCGUCUUCUUCACACUCACCAGAGCCUGGCUAAACCAGGGAAUGACGCCUAACUGCAGCUACUGAGAGCUGGUCCACAUGGUGUCCCUGCAGAAUCUGGUAGAAAGAUCCAGCUCUUAGGGAAGGCUAGCAAAGGAGGCAGGGCCAAUUGCGGAGAAAGUUCCCUUUGCUGAUUUUCAGACUUAGAUCUCUCUGCCCCAAAGUUUUUAAACAUGAAUAUUUUUUAUAUACCUAAUUGCAAGGUACUGGGUUUCCAAUUCCUUUUUUUUUUUUUUCUCUCAAAUCAAUCCACAACUGGAAUUGAAGUUAUGUUCCACAGUUAAUAUUCUGUGGGACAUCACUCCUUCAUUCAGAUUAAUAUUAAUGUGCUUAAAUGGUGUAAUCACAGGCAUCUAAUAGGACUGUCAGUAAGCCACAUGUCUUGAGAGCCAAUCAAGAGUUGGUUGGAGAGGUUUCUAGAGUAAAUAGCACUUUAUGUUGAUCAGUUCUCCUAUUUUGUGGUGCUUGUUAUGUUGCAUCUGAAAGGAAGGCCAGGAACCUUUUUUAUGAAGUCCCAUGCAGCUUCACAAAGCAGCCAGCAUGAUUCCUUACCAUCCCAGCAGCCACAGCUGGGCUGUUAUCGAGUGCCUGCUACAGGCAAGGUAGCAACAGAAUCCUUAAUGAAGUCCAUGCUGGUGAAGCCAUCAAACGUGUUGGGUCUCGAGAAAGAUACAGUUCAGUCUUUGCCUGUUAAGAUGUCUGGCAAGGGUCUGCUGCUGGCUGGUCACAGAAACCUUUUUGGCUUGAAGGCUUUCUAGCAAACUCCUUUGCAAAGAUUUCUUUAGGAGUUUAAGGAGCUUGUGGAGAGGAAAUGAACAGUCGUCUCUGUGCCUGAUGUGUUCUUGUUCCCAGUGCACAGUGAUGGUUUUUGGGUGGAAGGUACUUCUCACCGGUCCAGCCAGCCCCUGGUCCUGAGGGACUCUUGAUUUAGCUUGAGUCUUGGCAACAAAGAGUUCAGUAUCUUAGGAUCUGUGCUUGGGCAUCACUUUCUCCCAGUCAGGGGGCAGAAGAGAUAGAGCAUAGAGGAAAUAAGCUAGAGGAAAGUAAAGGAAACAGUCUUUGGGAGAAGUCAUCUCUUUUUUGCGGGGUAGGGCAGAAGUUCCGCCGGGGUUGGAUGUUAUUUUGCAGCCCAGCGGAGCCUGUUUGCUUUCAGUUCAAGGUUAGCAUGGCCCAUCAUCUGCUUCUCUGGCUGGAGGUGCAGCCAAUCUCAGCAUUAUAUGUUUUUUGUUUUUGUUUUGUUUUUUGUGGUACAGGGGAUUGAACUCAGGACCUUGUGCUUGUGAGGCAGGCAGCAGAGUCACUGAGCUAAAUCCCCGGCCCUCAGCAUAUAUAUAGUUGGAGACUUUUUUUUAAGCAAAGACAUGUGCUUCCUUAGACUCUUCAGAGCAAAACUUGGAAGACAGAAGUAGUUACAUGAAUAGAUCCAUUGUUUCCUUUCUGAGCUAUUUUGAGGGACUUCUGUAAACCUCCUUUCUUUAGGGGACCCACUUGGCCACUGUGGGAAAUCAUUGCAAAUAAAUGAUUUACAGGGAAUCUUUGUCAUCAGAGCUGCAUGGGCUUCUUACAGCCUUGGCAACCGUGGGCUGAAGGAGAAACAGCUGCAGCUGUCGCGGCGUUCUGGGGACCAUUCCCCUUGACACCCCAAAGUUCAUUCCUAGCUUUUGAGGCCAACGUUAUAUCAUAUGGUACUGCACUGAGCAAAAGGAUUAACCCACCAGCUUCCUGCAAAGAUAUAAACUGCACAGUGUUUUUAAAAAUUACUUUUAAGUGCCAAGACUAGAAUAUAUAUAUAUAUAUUUCCAUACUCAGCCUAACUUCCCCUAUAGUCAUUAAAUCUACUGGGGAGGCUAUCAGAUGGAUUAUAAAGCUUUAUUUUUUUAUUUUUUGGAUUAUAAAGCUUUAAAAGCUAAGUUUUCCAAAUAUGUCU
Fukomys damarensis (Damara mole-rat) is the source of this 3808-nucleotide messenger RNA. RefSeq names its product ITPRIP like 2 (gene Itpripl2). NCBI's taxonomy places the organism in Eukaryota, Metazoa, Chordata, Mammalia, Rodentia, Bathyergidae. The transcript is spliced from 2 exons. The record is from RefSeq and is a predicted model, not a curated record. Bases 1 to 1683 code for a protein of 560 amino acids.